AUGACAACACCACCAGUAUGGCGGCCGCUGCCAACCUCACCAUCAGCUGGCCUGCCCGACCUAUUGGUCUCAACGACCUUUUCGACCACAUCAUACGAAAUCCAUGUAACAGACCUAGCCAACAUUUGGACCGAGUCAAUGGAUCGCAAGGCAAUUUACCUACGCAGUCUUACUGAAUCAACGAGCAUCGACCCAACAGACAGUGAAAGCAACAUGCGGGCCUUCUUGUCCAAAAUUCGGUCAGUCUUUGAUGACUCUCAUGAAGACCAUGAGAAGGCCUCGAUGACGCUGUCUACAAACUUCAACAAAGAUGCUGGAAAGGACGGUCUAACAAUGAACAUCACUUGCGAACUGGCUAAUAUGAAACCGCUUGAGUGGCCCGUAUAUCUGCGGAAAUCUCCCCAGUCUAAACUCACGGCAGAGCUCAUCCUACCACUUACGAACGCCAACUCCACCAAGAGCCAGCAAAUUGACUCUCUUUUGGCUAUAAUGAAGCACAAGGAUACCGUUAUCGCGAAGCUCCUCGACAAGCUGGAAGCUACUGGUACUCGUCUUGAAAACGUCUUCACCAUCUUGUCAGCCAAGCAGAAGCCGACGCGACAAAUGGCGGAGGAAAAGGUCAAGGGGUUGGCUCCAUUCCACUUUGGCGAGUGGGAAUCUCAAUUUCGGAAUCACUCCACCGACAUUCCAGACAUCAUUCGCCACGUAUAUGGUGAUCGUGGUCUCGAAUAUCGCCGUUACCCUGAUAUGGGGCAUUCCGAUCUAGACGACUGGUGGACUAAGUUAGAGUCUUCAACCAUUCCCAUUGUCGGACCGACAUCUAGACCCAUUUCUACUGAGCUAAACAAAGUGUCUCCUGGGGCCGAUACUGAGAGUCUUACGGAUGUGGCAACUAAAAGGGGAAUCCAGGCUGCUGAAGAAGACGAUGAUUUUCAAGUCCAAUCAACACCACCGCAUCUCAAGUCUUCGCGGAAGCGGGCCACAGCUGCAGCGGCAGGGAACCACCAAGACGACAGCACUGAGGAUGAAGACGAGGAAGCUUCGCACAUCCCCGAUAGCUUGCCUGCACCCCCUCAAAAGCCCAAUAACCAUCCUAUUCGCUUAGGAACUAUAGGGAAGAAACAGCCGGCAACCCCUCCGUCUCGGUCACCUCACAAGUCUUUACAGCCGGAAGGAUCGGAUACCGAAACCGAAUCAGACGCUGAUGCCACUGCAUCCUUGGCAGAGAUUUCGCCGCCGCCCAAUCGAAACGAUUCUGAACGCACAACAACUGCCAGAGGUAGACUUGGGCGCUUAGGAGGGGGAAAGCAACGCUCAGUCACGCCGGAACCACCGCUAAAACUGGAAUCACCGAGGAAAGGAGGACUUGGCCGUAUCGGUGGAACGACGCAUCACCCGAAGUCCCCUGAACCCUCAAAGAAAGGCAGCUUAGGACGGAUAGGUGGUGCUGCCCGUUUAUCAAAGACACCCGAACCGUCUGCUGUGAACACCGAAGAAAGAGGUCGAUAUCGGACCGAAUCUAAGCCGCCAGAGAAGCCAAGGGAGACGUCUCAGGAAAGGGCAGAUAGGAAGCGAGACGAGCUGCAGAAGGAGUUACAGAGGAAGGCUGCAUCAGGCCCAGCACGGAAGAAGCGGAAGUUCUAA
Messenger RNA from Colletotrichum truncatum, 1644 nucleotides. Its product is annotated as C6 zinc finger domain-containing protein. Gene Ontology annotation, molecular function: DNA end binding. The record is from RefSeq and is a predicted model, not a curated record. NCBI's taxonomy places the organism in Eukaryota, Fungi, Ascomycota, Sordariomycetes, Glomerellales, Glomerellaceae. Gene Ontology annotation, biological process: double-strand break repair via nonhomologous end joining. Gene Ontology annotation, cellular component: nucleus; DNA ligase IV complex.